Messenger RNA from Oncorhynchus tshawytscha (Chinook salmon), 3762 nucleotides. RefSeq names its product farnesyl-diphosphate farnesyltransferase 1 (gene fdft1). Gene Ontology annotation, cellular component: endoplasmic reticulum membrane. The transcript has 7 exons. Lineage: Eukaryota; Metazoa; Chordata; Actinopteri; Salmoniformes; Salmonidae. Gene Ontology annotation, molecular function: squalene synthase [NAD(P)H] activity. The coding region runs from base 1232 to 2608 and encodes 458 amino acids. The record is from RefSeq and is a predicted model, not a curated record. Gene Ontology annotation, biological process: cholesterol biosynthetic process; farnesyl diphosphate metabolic process.
CACCACUGUGAAUGUCCAGUAGGAUUUCCCUUUAUGAUGGAUGAAUGACACUAUAAUAACGUUAUAGCCAAAUAGAGAGUAUUUUAUGACGAGAGCUAGCUUUGAAAUAAGACACUUCAGGUGUCAAUUAAAGGGGGGCGAUGUUCUUGAAUCAAGAGUCCAGUUACAUGCGAAAAUCUGAAAGCGCGUGGUGGCUUCCCCUGGCUAGUGCACAAUGGUGUGCGUCUUGAGUUCAGAGCAGCCAGCCAGUCCACGAUGGGCAUAAUGCAGGGAUUAUCAACUAGAUUCGGCCGCUGGACGAUGUUUUAUUGAGUGGAUGGUCAGGGUCCAGAACAUAAUUACAAAUCAUUUGCAAACUGCAAAUUGACCGCAAGACGCCCAAACGGAUAUAAUAUUGAACUAAAACACAAUAAUUUCAAACCUUGCUUACAUUUCUAUAUGAUCCCAUACUGUUUAUCUCUCCAUUAUGCGUGGGAAUACGGACAAAUAAAACCAGGCCCGCGGGCCGCAAGUUGGAGACCACUGGCAUAAUAUAACCACUUUGUUUUUGCUACUGUCUGCCACUAGAUGACAGUACAGCAUCAUCUGUCAGUCAGCUCAACAUUUCCCCAUAUUCAUGCGUUUUGCAAUGUUGAGAAAAUUGUUAGAGGAAAUUGUAGGCAAGCAACUUCUUAUGCGUCACUGGGUUGGCCAAAUAAGCCUACCUAAUUCAAAUUACGAUUGCAAAGAAACACAUAGACUUACACAAUAAAACCUUAAUGUGUGAAUAAUGAUGUGCAUGAUCAUUAUUUUGGGGAAUUGAUAGGUCUGUGUCCAAUGUUUAGCAAACAUGGCGUAUAGUGUGUUACAUGUUGUUCGGGGGGUACUGCUUACUCUUGCAGAAAACACUGUUGUGUUAUGACUGAAGUGGGAGGGGCUCCGAUGUCAAACUGCAUCACAGCCUACUGCUGCGCUCAAUGGGUGCGCCCGUGGACAAAUUCUUCGAGGUAUGUGGAUGGAUUUAUUACUCUGGUCUGGAGACUGUAUAGGCCGUGAGACUUGUUUAAAGAUCACCGACUGACCCCGCCCUGCAAAGUCUAUAACUUCCUAAAGUUUUCACCCCGCUACAGAGUAACACCCCAUGUCCUCUGCUGAACUGCGCGCACGAAUGAAUACCACGGAUAUUAAUAACUGGAUAGCCAACAAUGUUGUCUAAAUUGCUCAUGGAAGGCUGAGCGUCCAUUUUCCUCAUAUGGCCGGAGCUUGCUGCAAGUGUCCGGUUUCUCUCACGGUGUUCAAGCGCUCUCUCUGCGUCACCCCGCGGAGCCCUGGACCCGCUUCACGGUCCCUUCUUUCCGGGGGACGGCUGGGCGAGAGGGGCGUGCAGGAGGGAUGUUGGGCCGCCCGCCCCAGUGCUUUGCGGACAGUAGGCUCUUACAGACACCCCGUGUUUCUCUGUUUCUCUUGCCAGGAAUCCAUGAGUGAGAGCCUGCGGACAUGCUACCUCUAUCUGAACCAGACCAGUCGCAGUUUCGCCGCUGUUAUCCAGGCGCUAGACGGAGAGUUACGGCAUGCGGUGUGUAUCUUCUACCUGGUCCUACGUGCCCUUGACACGGUGGAAGAUGAUAUGACCAUCCCCCUGGAGAAGAAGGUGCCCAUGCUGAAUGACUUCCACACGUACCUUUACCAGGCCAACUGGUGCUUCACUGAGAGCCACGAGAAGGACAGGCGGGUCCUGGAGGACUUCCCUACGAUUUCCUUGGAGUUCAGGAACCUGGGUCAGGCAUACCAGGAUGUGAUCUCGGACAUCUGCCACCGCAUGGGAGUUGGAAUGGCUGAGUUUCUGGAGAAGAAAGUGGGCUCCAUGAAGGAGUGGGACCAGUACUGUCACUAUGUGGCAGGGCUGGUGGGUAUAGGCCUGUCCCAGCUGUUCUCUGCCUCCCAGCUGGAGGACCCCGAGGUGGGCAAAGACACAGAGCUGGCCAACUCCAUGGGUCUGUUCCUCCAGAAGACCAACAUCAUCAGAGACUACCUGGAGGAUAUACAGGUGGCGAGGGCCUUCUGGCCACAAGAGGCAUGGAGUCAGUUUGCGUGUCGUCUGGAGGACCUGGCAGAGUCUGACCAGCUGACCUCAGCCCUGUCCUGUCUCAACCUGCUGGUGACAGACGCCCUGCGCCACGUCCCUGAUGUCAUCACCUAUCUGGCACGCCUACGCAACCAGAGCGUCUUCAACUUCUGCGCCAUACCACAGGUGAUGGCGAUAGCGACCCUCUCAGCCUGUUACAACAACCCUCAAGUAUUCCAGGGCGUGGUGAAAAUCAGGAAGGGUCAGGCCGUCACCCUCAUGAUGCAAGCCACCAACAUGGGUGCUGUGCAAAGCAUCAUGGCCCAAUACAGCCAGGAGAUGCUACAGAGGGUGUCCUUGACAGAUCCAUCCCGUGACAAAACCCUGUUUAUCCUGGGUGUGAUCCAGGAGAGGACUCUCUCCCAAGCCACCCUGGCCUCCCGGACUGCCCACCUCUCCCCCAUGUACCUCUCCGCUGCCAUGAUCCUCGCCGCCCUCAGCUGGCAGUACCUAAGCACUACAGCCGGACAACCUCCCGGCACUGCUGACAUGCAGGGCCAUUGAGCCCACUCAACCCCCACUAACCCUCACCCUGCAUGGGGUGCACGACUGAGAUGCUCCCCUCUCUCCUGAGGCCUGGUUCUCCCUCUCCCCUGGAGGAAUCUUACCCUCCCAUUCACCUGUCCUGUUUAACUCACCUGUGAUGGUCCGUAGAGGCCUGUACUAUGGGAGUCACUGGUAGCAGGGUUGUCGUAUUGUGUUUGAUAGUGAUUUGUAGUCUUACUUUCCGUAACAUUAUUUUCUAACACAUUGGUCAUACUCACGUCAGAUACACACGGCACCUGGCACAUCUCUCAUUUGUUUUUUUGGUUUGUUUUUAUGUUGAUUUGAGUUAUUUUGUAACCACAACCCUGGUUUUGUUUGUUACAUCAUUUGAAAGGGAGAAUUUCAAUAGAGCUGUAAUGGAUUGGUAAUUUCACUUUUUUUUCAACAUUAAUUUGAAAUGUGAAUAGGAUUUAGUAAAGUCUUGGACCCAUCACACAAACCUAAAGCACACAGCUCACACACAUACAGGACAUUGCGAUUUAAGAAACAUCAACUAAACCAUUGUGCAUUUCUUAUAGUUGUUUUUUUUUGGGGGGGGGGGUUGUAAUGUUAUUUUCAAUAGCAACUAAUGACAACACAAUGGUUCUGUUUGAUGUGUUUUAUAAGUGUCUGUAUAUCUCCAUAGCAAGAACUAACAUGAUUGUUUAUGUACAGUAUAGCUACAUGUUGUCACAUUCAAUCAUAGUAAACUGGACACAUCUCAAUAGUCUAAAGUUGCCUCCUCUCCUUGUAUUCUCUACCUCAACUGCACUGAUCUGAAAAGACGUAAUAGCAAAUAUGAAACAAUAUGACAGAAGCCUAGCUUAGCUUUCAUCUAUAUGUCUGUGUCUUUCUCAUUGUGGACAAAGGAAAGGGGACAAGGAGCGGAAGCCACAUUUGUCUUUUGAGACAUGCCCAGUGUAAGAUGAUACAGAGACUGGUAGAAGCGGGAUUGCAGCAGAGCACAUAGUAGCAGGCUGCUAAGUGUCCUUAAGACAGAGCUUUGGUGAGUAGGAAGGCUACAAUAGUGUGGUGUAUCCUUGUACACAACCAAAGAAGACAUGAAUAUUGCUAUGUGAUAUUUUAAUUUGUAUAUCAUUGAAAAAAUAAUAAAAGACAAUAGUGUUUCUGAA